Protomyces lactucae-debilis is the source of this 2307-nucleotide messenger RNA. RefSeq lists its product as uncharacterized. The coding region runs from base 46 to 2262 and encodes 738 amino acids. The record is from RefSeq and is a predicted model, not a curated record. The transcript has a single exon. Lineage: Eukaryota; Fungi; Ascomycota; Taphrinomycetes; Taphrinales; Protomycetaceae.
CACUUCCCUUGGCUCGACAUAGAGAUGCUCUUCUCCUGCUAGCUCAUGCAAUGUACCCGACAGCUCAGAAGGCUUUCUGUGCGUCUCAGCUGUCUCGGCAACAUUGCCAAGAAGAGGCCCUACUCAUUUGCAAAAGAGAUCGAGUCUGUGCUUGCUGCUUUCAAUGUCGACACAGGGACGCCUAUCUCAUCCCCUGCCUCCUCUGCAGCGCUUGCAUCCUUUCACAAGAAGGUGAUCAAUACGCGUGUACCAACUGGAGAGCUUGCAAACGAAUAUCGAAGCUUCCAGCGCCACAGCACCAUUCGAGCGCUGCCUUUGUUGACCUGCAAGCUCUUCUUGCGACGACUGCUUGCAGAUUUGCAAGUCAGGCUCGCUGUACAGGUCUUACUUGCAUAUGACCUCAAUGAUAGCGUCAAUCUUGUCACGGAUGUGCUUCAUGGCUUGCAGAUUUAUGAACAGCGAACCUUUCUCGUCAUGCUAUUCUCCGAACUAAGGAGAUUAAGUCAGCAUGGAAUCGCGAAGCAGAUAUGUGCCGCAACUGGCUACAGUCCAAGUGCAAUGUCACAGCUUACAGACCAACAUGAACAGGUGGCAGACAUCGAAACUUUUCAAGUGCUGUCGAAAAGGCUAUUUGGCACCUCCACGCUAGAUGGUUGGACCGUCCUCGUGCUCUGCAAGCAGCUUCUACAAAGCGAAUUGCUUGCAGAGGCAGAAUCUCUGGUCACGCGGCAUCCUCAGGCCCAUCAUGCCGUCCGCUUCCUUGUCGAACGCUUACCGCGCCCAAGAGCCGCUGCUUUAUUUGUCAGUCUUGCAGAAGAAGCUGACUACGACUUGCAUACUUGGCGUGUGGCUCUUGGCGCUUGCGAUGAGCACCAAUUACAAAGCUUAGCAGAGUCCGCGAAAUCGCUUGACAUCAAGUUACUGGUUGCAGAGAGCACGGCUAGACACACAAAUACUUUGCCCAUUUCUUACACGAUGGCAACGACAUUGUCAUUAAUUUCUUCAGAGACGAAAGCGCUCGGGUCUUUGUUCGCCAGUUGGCUACACACCUCUCCAGCGACCAUCGCUCAUAAUCCACAUGAGGCUGCCAUGCAAGCGAUUCUUAGGAAUUUGGCGGACGAAGACACCCAGCACUUGUCUGAUCUUCUGCUAGGUUUUGCUGAAGCCAUUCAGCAGCAUUCGACCGCCUCACUGUAUGCGGUGUUGAGGCUUGUCGAAGAUAUGCCUUAUGACCUCCCAUUCCACGUCGAACACAAAUUGACACGACACGUUCUCAACAAACCGGCCGAUGAAGCAGCCUUGUAUUUUGCAUUGCGCAAGACGAGCAAACGCGCCAUGCACGCAGUGGUCAACCACCAUCUGCGCGCACACAGAUUGGGUGCUGAAGACGGUCAAUUCUUUGGCAGUCUGCUUCUCUUGUCAAAACGCCUGGGAAUCGAGGCGUCUGCACUUCAAAGUGUUUUCGACUUGUGCAUAAUGCAGCUGAUUGAAGUACGCCCUCCGACGCUGGCGCUCUCACUACUGCGCACAUGUGAGGCACUUGAAAUAUCUCCAGCUCUGGAUUCGAUCGCUAAGCUGAUGCGCGUGCUCACUCGAAAUCGGUACUACGACAUUGUGCUGCAUCUGUUGACUAUGUCGAUGCCAAAUUCUGGGACCGCCCUGACGAAAGCCCUGAAGGUACAACGAAAUAUCUUUGCUCGGUUCAUCCUCCACACGGCAUCCAAAGACGCGACUGUUUCGAUGCGAGCUUUGAGGGAGAUGCGCCGUAAGGGCUUUGUGCCGUCUGCAUUUCUAUUGCAAUCCAUGGCCCUUCGACUGGCCAGCCAUCGAUACAUCCCAGGAUCCAGUGUGCCAUGCAGCAGCUCUGUCUUAUUUCGAUACAUCUCGCGCAUCAUUCGCCUCGCUGGUACAUUGGGUUAUAAGAGUGGUGGUAAUCGUGGAUUCGCUUCUAGCUUGGUACGUCUUGUGCUUCUUCGACAAGGCCUCGGUGCUUCAAAGGAGCGGAUCAAAUACACACUUGGCCGCUCACGUAAGUCUCUACAACAACAAGACUUUGAGGAGUUGAUGCGUAUUCUGCGGCAAUGGCGUGCCUUGACGGAGCAUUCUGCUGGAUCUACGAAUAUGGCUGCAAAGGAGAGGCUGGCGAGGCAGCGACCGAGGGAAUUGAGGCAUCUGCUUGCGAGGGUGGAUGGUCGCCGCCGGCGUAUAUUUGGCACUUCGAAGCGGCGAAGGAGAAUGCUAAAGAGGCCUGGUAGCCUGUAAACCCUGUUGGUAGUAUUGGACUGUAGAGUAGCCAUUUCCCCCUUU